AUGACAACAUUCCAAAAUUUAUCGAAAUUGCAGAAAGCACGCGUGUCACUGCAUCGUGAUGUGCAGGCAAUUUGUAAAGAAUCUUGCCACUUACUGGGACUGGAAAUUACGAAGCCUGCAAUGGAAAUUAUUGCUGAGUUGCUGUAUAAGAAAAUAUCUAUAUAUGGUCUCGAUUUAGAAGCGUUCGCGAAACAUGCAAAACGAAGUACGAUAAAUGCUGAUGACGUCAAGUUAUUGGUGCGGAGAAAUCCUUCACUUAAAACGCAUUUGAAUACGAUACAAAGUAAUCAACCUUCGACAUCGAAGGACAAGCGAAGAAAAACAAAUGCUACAGCAUUGCCCAUUUUAAAAGAGCUCCCCCCUGUUCAAUCCAAGCCGGAGGUGGAGUCUGUUAAGGAUAUACCGAACAAAGACGAAUCACCAAAGGACUUUGAAAUGGAUGAUAAAUUUGAGAAUAUGUUGGACACAAUCGACUUAACUUUUGACUGA
Molecule: messenger RNA, 489 nt
Organism: Parnassius apollo (apollo)
Lineage: Eukaryota; Metazoa; Arthropoda; Insecta; Lepidoptera; Papilionidae
Source: the annotation of a GenBank genome assembly